CUGAGUCACGUGAGCACCUCGCUUGUCGUGAACGGCGCGAAAAUUUUCGAACUUCAACCAACUUUUCCUUCUGUCAUCAUCAGGCCAAGAAAGCCAUCGCGAUGAAAAAUGGCAGACUGCCCUACUCAGACACCAAUCCUUGACCCGAUCGAGGCAAAUGACGGGCCCUCUGAAGCUCGUGACUCCACAUCCGGUCCCGAAUCGCAAGCAGAAGCUUCAUCAAGUUCCUCAGCACCCACAAACAAAUGCGCAAGCUGCAGCGCUCCUGAAAUAGAUCCAGAGAAGCCGCUGAAGCCCUGUGCAAAGUGCCAGACAGUUCGGUACUGCUCUCGCGACUGCCAGAAGAAGGAUUGGAAGCUGCACAAGAAGAUUUGCGCCUCGGCUGCACAAAUUUAUGCGCAGAACGCGAAUUUGAAACCGGCUGCGCCGAGGGCGCCGAAGAAGGAGGGGCAUAGGGGGGGUUUGCAGAAGUGGCAGUUUGACACGUGACUGGAGCUACUUCGUGGUGGAGAUUAUUCGGGGGUGGUGUGCUGUUCCAGGGAGCCUCGAAAGUCUUACGAAGCUUGGGAACCUUUCGUGGAAAGAAUGCAUCACGAUGUUGCUGAUAGAAGGUCGCCGUUUGCUCCCGUUGGCUGAAGUUAUGGUGGGCGACCUCGUGUAGCCACCCCUCAAAGGGUACCUUGAGGUAGCCCUUUCCAGGUUCCUAGCAUCGCAAUUCCGAAGGACUGGAAGCCAUUUAUGCCGUACAGUUU
Hyaloscypha bicolor E is the source of this 752-nucleotide messenger RNA. RefSeq lists its product as uncharacterized. The record is from RefSeq and is a predicted model, not a curated record. The transcript is spliced from 2 exons. Lineage: Eukaryota; Fungi; Ascomycota; Leotiomycetes; Helotiales; Hyaloscyphaceae. The coding region runs from base 109 to 489 and encodes 126 amino acids.